UCCCAUCUCCCUUGUUCUGUCCUCAUCUGUGGAGCUGCGGUCUGUGAGGUGGUGGGAGCCGCAGGCGGGACUCAGGGGGCCCAGGAAACCAGAAAUGGACUCAGUGGCCUUUGAGGAUGUUAAUGUGGAGUUCACCAUGGAGGAGUGGGCUUUCCUGGAUCCGACCCAGAAGAAACUCUACACAGAUGUGAUGCUGGAAACCUUCUGGAACCUGGCAUCAGUAGCAUGUAUUUUAGAAGAAAAAUGUGAAGACCAUGACAGUGAAGAUCAGUAUGAACAUCAUGGAAUGAAUCUUAGCAAUCAUAUGGUAGAGAGCCUCUGUAAAUGGAAGGAUGGUAGUCAAUGCAGAGAAAACUUCAGACAGAUUCCAAAUCAUAAUGAAAGGAAGAAAACUCCUACUGAAAUACAACUACCCACAUCCAGGUUGUGUAGACAAGUCUUCAUGCAUUAUUUAUCCUUUAAUAAUCUCGUGAGCUCUGACACUGGACCCCAACUAUACCAGUGUGAGGAGUAUGAAGAGAAGCCUUAUAAAUGUAAGGAAUGUGGGAAAGCUUUCAAGCAUCUCCGAUAUAUUAAUGUACAUGAAAAGAAACACAGUGGAGAAAGGCCCUAUGAAUGUACAAAAUGUGGUAAAGCCUACAGGUAUUUAAGUAACUUAUGUCGACAUGUAAGAACUCAUACUCAAGAGAAAUUCUAUGAGUGUAAGAAGUGUGGGAAAGCCUGGAGUUCUCUCCUCAUAUUUCAAAGACACAUGAUCAAGCACACUAGAGAUGGACCUUUUAAAUGUAAGGAGUGUGGGAAAGAGUUCCGAUGUCCAAGAAACUUUCGACAUCAUGAGAUGAUACACAAUGGAGAAAGGCCCUAUGAGUGUAAGGACUGUGCUAAAGCCUUCAGUUCCCUCAAAUAUCUUAAAAACCAUAAAAGGACGCAUGAUGGGAAGAAGCCUUAUCAAUGUAAGGAAUGUGGUAAAGCUUUCCGUUACCCCACAUCCCUUAGAAAUCAUGAGAUAGCUCACACUGGGGAGAAACCCUAUGAGUGUAAGCAAUGUGGGAAAGCCUUUAGCCGUCUCAGUUACUUUCAAGUUCAUGAAAAAACUCAUAGUGAAGAGAAACCAUAUGAGUGUCAACAAUGUGGCAAAGCUUUUCGUUCUCUCAAGUCCUCUCGAGUACAUGAAAGAACACACAGUGGAGAAAAGCCCUACGAAUGUAUAGAAUGUGGUAAAAUCUUCAGUUACUCAAGCAGUUUACAUAAGCAUUUGAAAACACACUCUAGAGAUAAACCCUGUUAAUGUAAAGAAUGUGGGAGAGCCUUAUUUUAUCUUUCAGCUGUGCAAUCACAUAUGAUGCUCCAGAUUGGGGAUGGGCCCUAGAAAUGUCAGGAGGGUUAGAAAGCAUUCAUUUCUUCCAGUGUAUUAUAUGGAAUGAAAGAACUCACACUGAAGAGAGGACUUGUCAAUAUAAAGAUUGUAGAAAAGCCUUGGGUUGCCCUAGUUCUUAUAAAAUCAUGCCCAAGAAUAAGUCUACGAAGAUAAGGAAUGUGGGAGAGCCUUUCUUGGACAUGUAAGAACGUACAUGGAGAGAGAGUGUAUAAAUAUAGAGAAUGUGCAAGAGCCUUCAGCUGUCCCCUUUUUCUUGGAAAGGCCAUGAAAAAAACUCAAAAGUGGAGAGAAUUCUAUUGAAUGUAAACGAUGUAGGAAAACCUUCAUUUAGCCUCAUAUCCCCACAAUGCCAUGUGAGAAUGUACACAGAAUAGGAAUUGUAUAAUGCUAGUGAAGACAAACUUUUAACAAAUACAUUCAGAGGCGCUUGUAAACUGCACUGGAAGGCAAUCAUAUUGCUGUAACUAGUACAUGUAAGCCAGGUGCAAAUUAAUUCCUAUACUUCCAAAAAUUCACAACAUGAAAGAAAUGCUAUAAGCAUUUAGACAUUUAUGGUCAUUAACACUGACUCAUUCUUAAAAUGAUUCUCUGUAGUACGGAAUUCUACUUUUGCAAGUAGAGGUUAUAUAAUUCUGUAGAAAAAACUCUUUAAGCCAGAGUUUGUAAGUUUAACAGUUUGGUGUUUUUUUGGGUUUUUUUUUUUUUGCCUUUUAGUCAGAUAAUAAACAUUUAUUUUUAUUACAUCCAUGGGUGAAUGGAAGUGGUUUACUAAUAUGCAAGUGGGUUUAACUUUUAUGUAAUUUUUGUAAUUGUUCUGUAAGGAAAGGAACAUUGAAAAAUGAUACUUGGGUAUUUGUUCUUUUUCCCUACUGGCCUCCUGUGACAAGUAUUGAAUAAAUAUUCCUCACCCAUAUAUAUAAUCUAUUUUAACAGAAAAGUGCCUUUUCAUUGGCCUGAAGAGCCUUACUCCAUUUUCCUGUAAAUAUGUUUUUUAGUUUUUCCAUUACAGUUGACAUUCAGUAUUAUUUAAGUCAAUAAAUAUUUGCGAUACAUUUGUACAUAUGCAAAGUUCAUUGUAGAGCCUCAUGUGAUUUUUUUCCAUCUAUAGUCCUUCACUUUUGCCUGGGUUUGGACUAUGAAGUUUUCAUUAAGAAAAGAAUACCUGUGAUUGGACAAUAAGAUUUAGAGGCAGAGAUGACCCUUCCUGACUCUGUUAGGUCAACAUGAGGAAUGUUGUGAACUACAUUUUCCACAAUCUAGUGCCUUUAUGGUUCCGUGUUAGAAAUCACCAAGGCCUCACUUCCAUGAAACUUGAAUGCAGAAGUGAAAUUGGGUUACACUGGUUUUGAAGCCACGUGUGUAGAGGAGAUGGUAAUACUUUCAACAAUAAAGAAUUAUUUUAAAUAAUAAAAAUAAAAUCUGUGGUCAUCAAAAAAAAAAAAAAAAUUUAUACUUUCAACCUGGCCAGGUAGCUCAGUUGGUUAGUGUUGUCCCAAUAUACCAGCCAAGUUUACAGGAUCAAUCCUGGGUCAGGGCACACAGAACCAUCAACCAAUGAAUGCAUAAAUAAGUGGAACAACAGAUUGCUGUUUCUCAGUCUUUCUUCCUUCUUCUA
Molecule: messenger RNA, 2993 nt
Organism: Eptesicus fuscus (big brown bat)
Lineage: Eukaryota; Metazoa; Chordata; Mammalia; Chiroptera; Vespertilionidae
Product: zinc finger protein 564-like
Exons: 4
Coding region: 95-1288 (397 amino acids)
Biological process (GO): regulation of DNA-templated transcription
Molecular function (GO): RNA polymerase II cis-regulatory region sequence-specific DNA binding; DNA-binding transcription factor activity, RNA polymerase II-specific
Source: RefSeq, a predicted model, not a curated record